AUGAAGCGUGGCGCGGCCGUAAUUUUCGGGCCCAUCGCCGACAUUAGCUGCCCCGUGAACUCCACCCUUCGCUUUGCUUUAGAUCAGUGUUCUGACAUCUGUGGCCGGCGGCGGAGACCGAUGUUGCUCUGCUUUCUGCACUUUGCUCCUGCCAAACAUCACGAGCGCACGGUCAAUGGUAAGGACCUCUCUAAGGCCACCCACGACCAGGCAGUGGAGGCCAUCCGCACCGCCAAGGAGCCCAUCGUGGUCCAGGUCCUGCGCCGGGCCCCUUACCCCAAACUGGUCAGCCCCGCCAACGACACCCAACUCUCGGACAUCAGCACCCAGACCGACAUCACCCUCCAGCACAUCAUGGCCCUUUCCAAGCUGCCUCCCGCCUCACCCCCGAUGACGGAGCUGGAGGAGUAUCUGCUCCCAGAGGAGCAUCCUCCUGGUCAUGCGUACUUUGACCCUAAUGAUUUCCUGGAGGGCAUACAACAGGACAUAGAGCGUGAGGAGCUAGAAUAUGAGGAGGUGGACCUAUACCGAGCCAACAUCCAGGAAAAACUCGGCCUGACCAUCUGUUACAGGACUGAUGAUGAGGAUGAGGCCGGGAUCUACAUCAGUGAGGUUGAUCCCAACAGCAUUGCGGCAAAGGAUGGCAGAAUAAGAGAAGGUGACAAAAUUGUCCAGAUAAAUGGUGUUGAGAUCCAAAACAGAGAGGAUGCUGUGGCGCUGCUGACUAGUGAGAGCAACCAAAAUAUCUCUCUGCUGGUGGCCAGACCAGAGAUCCAGCUGGACGAAGGCUGGAUGGAUGAUGACAGGAACGACUUCCUGGAUGACCUCCACAUGGAUAUGCUGGAGCAGCAGCACCAUCAGGCCAUGCAGUUCACCGCCAGCAUGCUGCAGCAGGACAGCGGCGUCGGCCGUACGGACGAGAGCACGCGGAACGACGAGAGCUCCGAGCAGGAGAACCUCGCCGACGACCCCACCACCACGGCCUCCAGCACGCUGGGCAGCUGCCGGAAGCUGGCCUACAGCCAGGACACGCUGGGCAGCUCCGACCUGCCCUUCGACUGCGCCGACGCCGACUUCCUGGGCAUUCCGGCCGACGAGUGCGAGCGCUUCCGCGAGCUCCUGGAGCUCAAGUGCGGCCUGGGCGCCGGGGGGGCCCAGGACCCGGACGGCGGCGUGGACAAGGAGCUGGAGCUGCUCAACGAGGAGCUGCGCAGCAUCGAGCUGGAGUGCCUGAACAUCGUGCGCGCCCACAAGAUGCAGCAGUGCCGGGAGUCCUGGAUGCUGCACGACGGCGGCUUCCGGAACUACAACACCAGCAUCGACGCGCGGCGCCGCCACGAGCUCUCCGACAUCACCGAGCUGCCGGAGAAGUCCGACAAGGACAGCUCCAGCGCCUACAACACGGGCGAGAGCUGCCGCAGCACCCCGCUCACGCUGGAGCUGUCCCCGGACAACUCCCUCCGCCGGGCGGCCGAGGGCCAGGGCCCGGUGGGGGCGUCCGGCCCCCACGGCGGGACGCCCAAGCCCCUCCUGUCCCCGGUCCAGGAAGUCAGCGGCUCCGGCCGGAGCAGAGGCUCCUCCAAGGAUCCGGAUCCGGACGGGGCCCUCCAGGGGGACGAAACCAAGGAGAAGAAGCCGGGGGAGUCCGGUAAGAGCGGGCGCGGUUUCCCCCAGCCGCACUCGCCGUACAAACACGCCCACAUCCCCGCCCACGCCCAGCACUACCAGAGCUACAUGCACCUGAUCCAGCAGAAGUCGGCCGUGGAGUACGCCCAGAGCCAGAUGAGCCUGGUCAGCAUGGUCAGCCGGGAGCCCAAGAUGGAGUGGAAGGUGAAGGUGCGGAGCGACGGCACGCGCUACAUCACCAAGCGGCCCGUCCGCGACAAGCUGCUGCGGGAGCGCGCCCUGCGCAUCCACGAGGAGCGCAGCGGCGCCACCACGGACGACGACGCCGCCAGCGAGCUGAAGAUGGGCCGCUACUGGAGCAAGGAGGAGCGGAAGCAGCACGCGGUGCGCUCCAAAGAGCAGAAGCAGCGCCGCGAGUUCAUGAAGCAGAGCCGGGCCGACUGCCUCAGGGAGCAGGUCGGCCCCGAGGACAAAAAGGAGCCCAACAUCAUCGAACUCAGCCACAAGAAGAUGAUGAAAAAGAGGAGCAAGAAGAUAUUCGACAAUUGGAUGACCAUCCAAGAACUGCUGACCCACGGUACCAAGUCGCCGGACGGCCAGAGGGUGUACAAUUCCCUCCUGUCUGUGACCACGGUCUAA
Messenger RNA from Menidia menidia (Atlantic silverside), 2265 nucleotides. The record is from the annotation of a GenBank genome assembly. Lineage: Eukaryota; Metazoa; Chordata; Actinopteri; Atheriniformes; Atherinopsidae.